GUUUAUUUUCACGCCAUCCAUAGAACUCAGAAGUUGAGGCAUCUACUGAGUCCUUCAUUACUCAUUACAAAACCUAUUCGAUUAUUUCACCGUUUAGAAUCAAGCUUAAUAGUAUAAUUGAAAAUACUGAAACUUCAUUAGUAUUCCAGUACAAUCAACAAUCAUGGCGGCCUUGGCAGCGAUUGUCGACAAGAGCUCUGUAGAUGAUAAGAGCAUUAGCCUUUUCUACAAUACGAGCAAGGCACAACUAGCCAUCUCGCUGCAGUCUAGUGCCGGUAACAACAACCAGGCUGAAGGCACUUGGGUAACGGCCGACAAUCAUUAUAAUAGAUACAUCCUGAAUCCGUCUUCUAUUGCGGCAGCCUACUACCAAGGGCUUAAAUUUGUGGUAGCCAUGACGAUACCAAAGCAGGGGCAGAGCGAGACAGGGGCGGAUGUCCAAAUAUCUCUUGUAUCGCCUAUCUGCCAAGAUCUCACAUCAGGAACGUUCGAGAACAAUCACAUUGCCUUAGGCACGACCACAGACGGGAAUCAAGGUUGGCUGUAUUAUCUCCACGAUGGUUCCGAUACUAGAAAAGCAGUGGUGGAAUUAGACCUCAACACCAAAGCCAACAAGGUCCUGGGUAGUAGUGUCCAGGCAGAUUAUAACAGCUCUUUAGCUGCUUGGUAUGACCAGGUCAAUAAGGAACGGCAUAUUAUCUACGAAGGCGGGGGGCUCCGCGACUUCAAUAUAGAUAAAGAAACUCUUUCUGUCGUACGUGCGGGCGACAUAAUCCCCAAUACGUCUAUUGCGGUGACUUACUCUGGGUCAACUAAAAAGGUGUACCUCUAUUACUGUAACGUAAAUCUGUAUAUCAUGCGAGCCGUGAUGAACGGAGAUGAUUGGGUCGAUUCUCAGCGGAUCAAAGACGCCCCCUUGGUUGCUGAGAACAGUCAGAUCACCGUUGCGCAGGCGAAUGGGUUUAAUCACGUAUUCUACAUUCCUAAGAACCUGGGUACGGAAGGGGAUGAGGAUCAGAGCCCCUUUGCUCACGUCCUUGAUAAUAUUGAUUGAUUAGUUCUUGUAAUGAACAAGGAUGAUUAAGGGACCGCAUUGUUUUAAGUUGAAAGGGCGUCGAAGUUAUGUCACGUUAGGAAGUUGGUGC
This is a messenger RNA of Daldinia decipiens, 1145 nucleotides long. RefSeq lists its product as uncharacterized. NCBI's taxonomy places the organism in Eukaryota, Fungi, Ascomycota, Sordariomycetes, Xylariales, Hypoxylaceae. The record is from RefSeq and is a predicted model, not a curated record. The coding region runs from base 164 to 1054 and encodes 296 amino acids. The transcript has 3 exons.